Nanorana parkeri is the source of this 1168-nucleotide messenger RNA. It is a transcript of the gene HOXC6, whose product is annotated as homeobox C6. Gene Ontology annotation, biological process: regulation of transcription by RNA polymerase II; anterior/posterior pattern specification. The coding region runs from base 259 to 987 and encodes 242 amino acids. Lineage: Eukaryota; Metazoa; Chordata; Amphibia; Anura; Dicroglossidae. Gene Ontology annotation, molecular function: RNA polymerase II cis-regulatory region sequence-specific DNA binding; DNA-binding transcription factor activity, RNA polymerase II-specific. The record is from RefSeq and is a predicted model, not a curated record. The transcript has 2 exons. Gene Ontology annotation, cellular component: nucleus.
CUCCUCCCAAACUAAUUUUAUAUUUCUAAUUCUAAGACUUACUUUGAAUGUAUACUUUCAGCUAGGGAAUCAACACAAGCAAAACCAAUUUUUUCCUCUCUUGACAUCUCGCCUCCUAUUGGCUCCAGGCAGGUCAGCUGACUUUGUCAUUUUGUCUGUCCUGGAGUGGAGCCGUCCCUAUAACAAUCUAGUUCAGACUACAAACUGGAGACAGAAAUAAAUAUUAAAGAAAUCUUACAGGCAGGUAAAGGAGAAGAUAUGAAUUCCUAUUUCACGAACCCCUCUUUAUCCUGCCAUUUAGCUAGUGGCCAAGAAGUUAUACCAAAUGUGGCCCUUAAUUCAACUGCCUAUGACCCUGUUAGGCAUUUUUCCACUUAUGGAGCAGCGGUUGCUCAAAAUAGGAUCUACUCUUCACCAUUUUACACACCGCAAGAUAAUGUUGUUUUCAGCUCCAGCCGGGGCCCCUAUGAGUAUGGAUCUAAUGCAUUUUACCAGGAAAAGGACAUGCUUACUAGCUGCAGGCAGAAUUCUAUGGGACACAAUACACAGACUUCAAUUGCACAGGAUUUUAACAGUGACCAAAACAGAACCAAUGUCCAGGAACAGAAAACUAGCAUACAGAUCUAUCCUUGGAUGCAGCGCAUGAAUUCUCACAGUGUUUGUCUUGUGUCUGAAUCCCUAGGGGUGGGCUAUGGAACGGACAGAAGGCGAGGUCGCCAAAUCUACUCUCGUUAUCAAACCUUGGAGCUGGAGAAAGAAUUUCACUUCAACCGUUAUCUGACCCGGCGCAGGAGGAUUGAGAUCGCCAACGCACUUUGCUUAACAGAGCGUCAAAUCAAAAUCUGGUUUCAGAACAGGAGGAUGAAGUGGAAAAAGGAGAGUAACCUAACAUCCACCCUGACUGGGGGCACUGGUGCUAAUGCUGACAGCCUGGCCGGGGGUAAAGAGGAGAAGCGAGAAGAGACAGAAGACCAGCCCAAAGAGUGAAUGGGGGGCUUCCACUACCAUCUCUCUACUCCCUUCUACUAUUCCUCCACCCCCUCAGCUGGCAGAAUUCAUUUGGAUGGGCUGCAUUACGGAAACAAAUAUAUAAAUAUAUAAAAAAUAUAUAUCUACCCAUCUGUUUUUUAUACAGCCACUUGUGGACUAUAUGAAUCCAUUGAGGGAA